AUGCCUGACCCGAACAUGCUCUGGUACCCGGAGUCCUGCGCAACCAUCAUCAAACAGGAUCGCCCAGGGCCAGUAGUUCGUGCUGGCACUACCCACGCCCAAGCACUGCUCGAGUUCGUCAAGGCACCACACGCUGCGGGCGCUAGUCCACCUCCUGGCUUCGCCGCUGCUCCUGGCAGCUCACUCGGCCUCCCAGUGGACCUCGGGCGACUACCAGGCAGCACUUUACAGCUCGGGCGUAACAUCUUUAAUGCAUUCGACGCCAACACGGGCGACAGCGGUGAGCUCUUGGGUCCCCUCGAAAGCCUUCCGAUCCUUCCCGCGUACCAAACUGAGCAGAGAUUCAACCCUCAUGACCUCGCACGUCAACUCAUCGAAGCACGAGCGGACGGUAACGUCUGGGACAUCGUAGAAGGCGUCAGGACUGGACUUAUCAACGACAUCGCAGAGGAGAAGAGACUGAACGCCAAGCUCGGCCUCCCAGGUCCAAUCAACUUCAACGACAUCUGGGAUCCGUACGGGCGCCAAUACAGGGCAGCAGUCGAAGCCACCCCAGAAUGGAACAGACCUGAGCUUCCUGAUCUUCCACUUCUCGGCAAGAAUGGCGAGUGGCAGUCGGUCUCCACGCUGGCCUUGAAAGCUUUGGAAGAGAUCGCGCCACAGGAGACGGAGAAGGAGACUGAGGCGUGGAAAUGUAUUGCUCUCGGUGGUGGGAAGCGUGGUGAUAAGCUCCGCGUGGUGGACGGUGCAUGGAGUGGUUGGAGCAAGUACCUUCCCCGGAGCAGAACUCAAACCCGGAGUAACGAUACUGGCUAUGAGAGCUGGGAAUAG
Fulvia fulva is the source of this 831-nucleotide messenger RNA. RefSeq lists its product as uncharacterized. The transcript has a single exon. The record is from RefSeq and is a predicted model, not a curated record. Lineage: Eukaryota; Fungi; Ascomycota; Dothideomycetes; Mycosphaerellales; Mycosphaerellaceae. The coding region runs from base 1 to 831 and encodes 276 amino acids.